This is a messenger RNA of Gracilinanus agilis (Agile Gracile Mouse Opossum), 2526 nucleotides long. It is a transcript of the gene AMPD2, whose product is annotated as adenosine monophosphate deaminase 2. Gene Ontology annotation, cellular component: cytosol. The transcript has 10 exons. Gene Ontology annotation, biological process: IMP salvage; AMP metabolic process. Gene Ontology annotation, molecular function: AMP deaminase activity. NCBI's taxonomy places the organism in Eukaryota, Metazoa, Chordata, Mammalia, Didelphimorphia, Didelphidae. The record is from RefSeq and is a predicted model, not a curated record. Bases 1 to 1473 code for a protein of 490 amino acids.
AUGCUGGAGAGUGAGGUUCCUUAUCACCGUAACUUCUUGGAGGAAGGCUGGGGAGGAGACGGCAAUGGGAUUCAGGUGGACACCCACAUCCACGCCUCGUCCUGCAUGAACCAGAAGCAUCUCCUCCGCUUCAUCAAGAGGGCCAUGAAGCGGCACCUGGAGGAGAUCGUCCACGUGGAGCAGGGCCGGGAGCAGACGCUGCGGGAGGUCUUCCAGAGCAUGAACCUCACGGCCUACGACCUGAGUGUGGACACGCUCGACGUGCACGCGGACCGGAACACCUUCCAUCGAUUCGACAAGUUCAAUGCCAAGUACAACCCCAUCGGGGAGUCCGUCCUUCGAGAGAUCUUCAUCAAGACAGACAACAGGGUCUCGGGCAAAUACUUUGCCCACAUCAUCAAGGAGGUGAUGUCGGACCUGGAGGAGAGCAAGUACCAGAACGCGGAGCUGCGUCUCUCCGUGUACGGGCGCUCUCGGGACGAGUGGGACAAGCUGGCCCGCUGGGCCGUGGGGCAUCGCGUGCAUUCACCCAACGUGCGCUGGCUGGUGCAGGUGCCCCGGCUUUUCGAUGUGUACCGCACCAAAGGCCAGCUGGCCAACUUCCAGGAGAUGCUGGAGAACAUCUUCCUUCCCCUCUUCGAGGCCACCAUCCACCCCGCCAGCCACCCGGAGCUGCAUCUCUUCUUGGAACACGUGGAUGGCUUUGACAGCGUGGAUGACGAGUCGAAGCCCGAGAACCACGUGUUCAAUCUGGAAAGCCCGCUGCCGGAGGCCUGGGUGGAGGAAGACAACCCUCCCUACUCCUACUACCUGUACUACACCUACGCCAACAUGGCGGUGCUCAACCACCUGCGCAGACAGCGGGGUUUUCACACCUUUGUGCUCCGGCCCCACUGUGGAGAGGCUGGGCCCAUCCAUCACCUGGUAUCUGCCUUCAUGCUGGCCGAGAACAUCUCCCAUGGGCUGUUGCUUCGAAAGGCUCCGGUCCUGCAGUACCUGUAUUACCUGGCUCAGAUCGGCAUUGCCAUGUCUCCACUCAGCAACAACAGCUUGUUUCUCAGCUACCACCGUAACCCACUGCCCGAGUACCUGUCCCGGGGGCUCAUGGUCUCGCUGUCCACCGAUGACCCCCUGCAGUUUCAUUUCACCAAGGAGCCUCUGAUGGAGGAGUACAGCAUCGCCACUCAGGUGUGGAAGCUGAGCUCCUGCGACAUGUGCGAGCUGGCCCGAAACAGCGUCCUCAUGAGCGGCUUCUCCCACAAGGUGAAGAGCCACUGGCUGGGGCCCAAUUACACCAAAGAGGGGCCUGAGGGCAACGACAUCCGCCGCACCAACGUGCCGGACAUCCGCGUGGGCUACCGCCACGAGACGCUGUGCCAGGAGCUGGCCCUUAUCACGCAGGCGGUGCAGAGCGAGAUGCUGGAGCCCAUCCCCGAAGAGGCCGGCCUCACCAUGAGCCCCGGGCCUCACUGAGCCUCGCUGUGCCCUCUGCCCGUACCUCUCUGCGGUCUCCCCCUCCCUCCCGCUUCUCCUGCCCUCUCUCUCCUCUGUCUUUCUCCCCCCUGCCCGAUUCCGUCCCUGAGCGUCUGCUCUUCUGCAUGUCUCUCCUGUCUCUCUGUCCUCUGCUCAAGUCCGAGGAGGGGACUGCUGGCUGGACACGGAAGGCCCUUGGACCCAGAGACCCCGUUCCGACUCCCCUUUGAAUUGUGCCCAUCCUGAUGCCCAGGGCUGGGCCCCGGAGGCGCCCCUUGGGGUGGCAGGGCCUCAGGCAGCCCCAUCGUUCCCAGGGGCAUUUGAAGCCCGGUAGCCGGGCCGGGCAUUACCAGCAUCCGCAUUCUGGCGUGAUGAUGGGGGUUUCUGGAGGCCUGUCCCUAGGGCACUGUGCCCGUCCCAUCCUCGGCAUUUAGGCUUUCUGGAGCCUCUCAGCCAUAGAGGAGAGGUGCGACGGGUCCCAUGCCCACAGAUGCUGUCUAGGUGGGUACCCGGCUCGGCCAGGGCCUGGGCAUUGGCACGGUCUCGCCUAAAUGGGACUCUUUCUUUGUCCUGGCCAAAGCGGGCAUGUUCCGAGUCUUGUCGGAAGAGCAGGGGGUGGCUGUGGCGUGGAUGAGGCCGAGGCCUGUCCAGUGGCUGCGCUGGGCAGGCUCUCUUCUUCUCAGAUGGCUGUUGCCUUCCCAUAGCCGGGCAAAGGCUGUGGUAGGGUAGGGGGAAGAGAAGGCCGAGGACCUGGGUCACAUUUUAGGAACGGGCCAAGUGCCCAAAGCUGGUGCCACAGCAGCUAGACGAGCCCAAGGAUAGCUUUCUGUGCCACUGUUGGAGGGGAAGGAGAGGAGAAGGAGCCCAGGGACACCCAGGUGGCCUUGCAGAGAGACUCCCUGGGCAGAUCCCCCUUCUUGUCUCUCCUCUCCCUACCCCCUGUUGGUGUUAUUGUCCCUGGCCAAGCUGGAAUUGUGUUUUUCAUUGCUGUGAAAUUCCAGAACAGUCCGUCUCUGAAGCAUGGAAAAAAGAUAAUAAAGAUUAUUUAAGUAA